Morchella importuna is the source of this 1725-nucleotide messenger RNA. RefSeq lists its product as uncharacterized. The record is from RefSeq and is a predicted model, not a curated record. Bases 1 to 1725 code for a protein of 574 amino acids. The transcript has 4 exons. Lineage: Eukaryota; Fungi; Ascomycota; Pezizomycetes; Pezizales; Morchellaceae. Gene Ontology annotation, cellular component: nucleus.
AUGAAUCUGAGCGCCUCAAGAUGGGCACCUACAGGAGAUGAGAUGAGAAAUAUCCCAUCUUCUGCUGUUUUUAGGAAUGGUCAGACAUCUCUCCUGAUUACCCAGGAGCCUGCCAACGACCCUGGAAACUUCGAUAAUGAUUAUGAUAUGGAGGAUAUGCACCUCGAUUCGGGCGCUACCGAUGAUUACGCCUUUGAUACGACAAUUGAUUAUGAUGGGGAUGUUGUUAUGGUGGAUCUAAAUGAUCCUGGAAUUAUCAAAAUGGUUACCGAGCUCACCAGAAACGAACGCCAGGCCGAGAAUAUGAGGGAAUACGUUGAUUUGAAACCUGGGCUACGACCUUCAGUUUCAAAGUCUCGUAUCUCUCGGCCAUCUUGCUUGCUUAUAAUUGAUACAAGCUUUAUUAUUUCCCACCUUCAGCUGGUUGAUAAUCUUGUUCGCUCUCAUCAUCGCUGGAAAAAUGUUGUUGUCAUGCCAUGGGCAACUAUACAAGAACUGGAUGGUCUCAAGAAAUCUUUGCACGCACAAAAAGGCGUUGACCUUGGAAAGCUGGCCAGAAAUGCGAUCAACUGGGCAUUCGGAAUGUUCACGAAACUUGACCCCGGUGUUUGGGGUCAGACUAAGGAGGAAUGUGAAGACUCUUAUGUUCGUGGAGAUGCUGCAAUCCUUGAAUGUUGCCGAUACUUCAAAAAUAGCCAUGAAACAGUUCUUCUAUCCAAUGACAAGAACCUUUGCGUCCAAGCAAUGAUUCACAAUAUCAAAACCGUAUCGAUUGUUGGUGAGAUACUUACCGCUGAAACAAUCCUCGCCCGUAUUCUUGGAAAUUCAAUCAAUCCAACGGAGAUUAAAGAAACCGCUGUUAGUUCCCGAGGGCCAUCCAGGCUAAACAGUGGGUAUAGUUCAGUGUCUGAUUAUACAACCUAUAACCGCGAGGAUCGCCAGGCUUCUAUGCGUCAUACACAUAUAUCUACCCCUGUAUAUACGAAGCCCGUUUAUAGAGUUACCGGUACAGAUAGAGACAUGAACGAACCAUGCUUUUAUCAGGGGAUUGGUCGUUCCCAGAGUGGGGAUAUUACAAGAGAUAUUCCACCGAAACGCGCGAUGGGAAACGGCUUGGAAGCGUCUAUAUACGCCACCACUGCAACAUCUGCGCAAAAACCCCAAUAUCAUAGUAAACCCGACAACAUCUCCAGGCGUCUACUUCGAACGUCGAAUUCAUUUUUGGGGCUCCCAAGGAACGAUGAAAAUAAAGUACAAGUCAAAAGAAAUCUCAACAGCUUCCUUCAGAGAGUUUCUGCAGAGUUAGUCGCUACUCUCGUGCCGCUAUUGAAACAAUGUGUGCAGAGCAAAUUAGUCGGGACAGCUGAGUUCACCCUUGAGGCACUUAACUGCCAUCCAGAGGAGCAGGUUCGAAAUAUCAUUGACCUGGAAAGGUUUUUCCAUACGUACUGGGCUUCUGUGUUCCGUGAGUAUCUGCCGGCGUAUUAUGGGCACGCUUUUAAAAACGGUGAUCUUAAUAGACGCUUGUCUGAGUGGAUUCAAUGGGCCGAAACUACCGGGUCGAACUCUACAGGCCCUAAAUCCAAGGAGGUAAAGAAGUGGAUUGAUGAGUGGGACUUUAUCUGGAAAAGGAUUAUAUUUACUGCGGAGGAGACGCAUGUGAACAUAGAAACGGCCGAUCGAUGGAGGACUGCCUUAUUGGACGUUGGGCUUGUAGCGGAGUGA